Molecule: messenger RNA, 4698 nt
Organism: Epinephelus lanceolatus (giant grouper)
Lineage: Eukaryota; Metazoa; Chordata; Actinopteri; Perciformes; Serranidae
Gene: arid4a
Product: AT-rich interactive domain 4A
Biological process (GO): regulation of transcription by RNA polymerase II
Cellular component (GO): nucleus
Molecular function (GO): transcription cis-regulatory region binding
Source: RefSeq, a predicted model, not a curated record
CCGCUGCAACCACCGCUGUCAGCGCAACCAAUCGCGUGUCGGGAAACAGAGCUCGGGGCUCAACAGCUUGUUGUUCGUGUAUCGCUUUGCAACCCGAGCGAGAGGGGAAGCAGCCGCGUCCGUGAAUUGAACCACAAUCUUCCGAGCUGGACUCCCUCAAAUAGCCGGAAAGAUGAAGGCAGCAGACGAGCCUGCCUACCUGACAGUGGGGACGGAUGUCAGUGCCAAAUACAGAGGAGCGUUCUGUGAGGCCAAGAUCAAGACUGUUAAACGCAUGGUGAAGGUGAAGGUCAAUCUGAAAGGUGAGAGUACGUCCCAGGUGGUGCAGGAUGACCAAAUCAAAGGACCACUGAGGGUGGGCUCCACUGUGGAGGUGAAGACAAACGAGGGUAUAUCCAGCGAGGCUGUCAUCAGUAAGCUGACAGACGCCAGCCUCUACACUGUGGUGUUUGACGAUGGAGAUGAGAAGACUCUUCGUCGUACAUCUCUGUGUCUGAAGGGAGAGAGACAUUUUGCAGAGAGCGAGACGUUGGACCAGCUGCCGCUGACCAACCCGGAGCAUUUCGGCACUCCGGUCAUCGGCAAGAAGUCAAACCGUGGGGGGCGCCGUUCAUCUCAGGCUGUGGCUGAUGAGGAGAAUGAGUCUUCGUCCAGUGAGGAUGAGGAGGACGACAGGAGGAGGCUGAACGAUGAGCUGCUGGGAAAGGUCUGCAGUAUUGAGAAUGAGGAGCCCAGCAGCUGGUACCUGGCUCUGGUGGUGUCUCCCAGCUGUCACGAUGAGCUGGUGGUGAAGAAGGAUCAGUGUCUGGUCAGAGCCUUCAGCGACUGCAAGUUCUACACGGUGGCAAGGAGACAUGUCCACACCGUCAGCUCCAUCAGCAUCUCUGAGUACUCCUGCAGGAGAGGGUUUGAAGCAGCCGAGGAGUUCCUGAAGACCGGGGAGGUCCCAGAUGUCUGGAAGAUGGACAUGAGUCAGAUCCUGGACUCUUCCUCCAGCGAUGAUGAGGACGAUGAAGAUGAGAAGGAGAGUGAUGAGGACGAGGAGGAUGAAGACGAGAAGAAAAAGAAGAAACACAUAAAGGAGGAGCCAGAGGAGGAGCCAGAUCCAGAGGAGAGAGACCACUUCCUGCAGCAGCUCUACAAGUUCAUGGAGGACAGAGGGACUCCCAUCAACAAGCCUCCAGUGUUGGGUUAUAAAGACCUGAACCUCUUCAAGCUCUUCAGACUUGUCUAUCACCAUGGAGGCUGUCACAAGAUUGAGUCUGGGACCGUGUGGAAGCAGGUCUACAUGGAUCUGGGAAUCCCCGUCCUCAACUCUGCUGCUUCCUACAACGUCAAGACGGCCUACAAGAAGUACCUGUAUGGGUUUGAGGAGUACUGCCGCUCCGCCUCCAUCACCUUCAGGACCAUCCAUCACAACAACCCCCGCCCUCCCACCACAGCGGCAAAUCACAAGCCACCGGCAGCAGAGAUUAAAGAGCCCUCCACACCACCGAUGAAGGCAGAGGCUGAGGAUGACAAGGUGGAGGAGGCAGAGUCAGAGAGUGAGAGCGAAGAGGAAGAGGAGGAGGUGAAGGAGAGACAGUUGUCCCCGAGGGGGAGGAGGAGGUGUGUUGGGAAUCAGGUGAAGCCAGACAGAGAGUCGCCCUCAAGACCAGAGAAGAGAGGAGGAGGAGACAGCGUUGAGGAGCAGAGGGAAGUGAGGAGACGCAGCAACAGAAGAAUGGAAGACUCUGAGAAAGGCUCUGAGGAAGAGGAGGAGGAUGAGGACGACGAAGAGGAUGAAGAGGGGGAGAGGAGGAGAGGAGACGGUGAGGAUGAGGAGGAUGGGGAUUCUGUGACGGGGACGAAGGUCCGGGUGAAGUACGGCAGAGGGAAGACUCAGAAGAUCUACGAGGCUCACAUCAAGAAGACGGACGUGGACAACGGAGAGCAGUUUUACCUGGUUCACUACUACGGCUGGAACGUCAGAUACGAUGAGUGGGUGAAGGCUGACCGGAUCAUCUGGCCAGCAGAGAAAGGGACAAAGAAGAGACAGAGGAAGAAGGUGAAGAACAAGGACGAGGUGGAGCGGGACAGAGACAAAGAGGAAGAGAAGCCGCCAUCGCUGCCGGUGGGGAAGCCUCCAGGAGGGAAGCGAGGUCGUCCUCAAAUCAGGACAACGCCCACAGGCUCAGCGGGACGCAGCGUCUCCAAAACACCCAGCACAGAGGGACGUUCCAACGGCAAGAGAACUGAGACGCCGUCCAGCAUGGCCAACGGAGACAACACUCCUCGCAGGAGAACCAGGAGAACGUCGGGAAUGUACGACUCUGACAGAGCAUCCAAUGAGGAUUCUGGGAACUCAUCAGAGGACAGCGAAACAGAAGACCCACCUGACAAGAAGCCGUCGCCCUGGCGAGGGAGGACUGAAGCUCCACCCUGCCAGAAGGAGAAGGAGAAGGAGGAGGAGGUGAAGGAGGACACGAAUGAGGUCGCCAGUGUCACAACGACUGCCAGUGAAAAUGACAGUGCUGUUGCCGCGGCAAUAGCAAGUCAGCUGCCUGUUGCCGCGGCACCGGCGAGUCCCAGCACACCUCCGAAAACGGACAAACUCCUGAGCCAAUCAGAAAAGGAGGAGGCGGAGCAGAGGGAGGAGCCAGCAGUAGAAGCUGCCAUGUUGCUCGUUCAACUGGAUAAGGAGGAAAAAAUGUCUCCGGAGCGAGUCAUGAAGACGCUGUCUGUCCAAGAGACGGACAAAACGUCCCCCAGCAGGGCGUCUCCUCUGCCUGACAACAACUUGCCUCCUGAGGAGCAGCUGUCCUCCCCUCAGCCUGUCCCUGCAGAAGAAGAGGACAGCAGGUCCACUCCUCUGUCCUCCCCCAGGUCCAAAGGGCGUAGGGCCCUCCUCAGGGAGGCGGGAUCUGAAACUCCUCCCAGAAUACCCCUCUGCACCCCAGCCCCCACUGCCAGCCCCUCCCAUGUGGCGUCUCCUCCUCGCGGCGUCCUAAAGAGACAGGAUGAGCCCAUGGUGGUUCUUCACUUCCUCCCCACUCAGCACCUCCCCCCUGAGUCUCCCGCCGCUGACUCUGACACAGACUCCGCCACAGAGGAGGAGCAGGAGGAGGAGGAGGGGCGGUUAUCUGAAGAGAGGAGCAGCUCCACGCUUAAACGUAAAGCAGCAGAGCAACGAGCAGCAGACAAGAAGCUCCGCCCCGACAGGAGGCAGGAGGAGGCCGCCUCCCCGAAAACUUCCCCUGCCCCACCCAAGAUGAACCUCUCCUCCCCCCUCCGCAGGGGGGAGUCAGAGAGAAGGAGUGAGGGAGUAAUGAAGACAGAGGAGUGGCCCCGCCCGAUGGAGGAGACGCCGAGGAAGGUGUCAGAGGAGCGUCUUAUGGGUGGAGCCACGAAGGAGUCAGAGGUGCACACUGGGACACCGACUCCUGCUCCGGAGGCCCCGGGCCCCUCCCCCGCAGAGGAGCUGGAGAUUGGCCCUGACGCACUGGUCUGCCACGAGGUGGACCUAGACGACCCUGAUGAGAAGGAGAAGCCUUCCACCGCCCCAGAGCACCUCCUCCUGAUGAUGAGGGAGUCACAACCAGCUCCGCCCCCGCUGCCCAGCCUCCUCCACGCCUCCCUCCCCUCCCCACACACCCCCCUCCUCCCCCAGCCACAGCUCAGGCCCUUCAUGCCAGUCACAACACCCAGCGCUGCCUCCUGCCCUGAGGAGCUCCACCCAGCCAGGAGCGCUGCUGAGGAGGAGAGAGGAGUAACAAGGGGGGAGCAGGAGGGAGACUCCAGUCCCGGGUUUGAUGGCAGCGCCUCCUCUUCCUCCACCUCCCUUCUGUCAUUGCAGGAUACGAAGGACAGAGGUCAGAAGAGGGUGAUGGACUGUAACUCGAGCCCGACGGCCAAGAAACAGAAACGCAACCAGAAACGACCAAACACACCUGGGAAGGUGGAGAAGAACGGAGCAGGUCACAGCAGUGACAGUGAGGACCAGUCUCGUCUGUCUCUGUCUCAAAAGUCUCACAAGUCUCGUUGUCCAGGUCUCUCAUCUCCGUCGUCUCACAGUAAAGACAAACACAACUUCUCCCCUCAGAGGACGUACAAGUGGACCUUCCAGAUCGAUGAGCUGGACAGCAUGUCGAGCACAGAGAGGAUCUCCUUCCUGCAGGAGAAGCUGCAGGAGAUCAGGAAGUACUACAUGACCCUGAAGUCGGAGGUGGCGUCCAUCGACAGACGGAGGAAGAGACUGAAGAAGAAGGAGAGAGAAGUGUCCAACACAACGGCGUCCACGUCGUCGGGCUCCUCAGACACAGGUAUGAGUCCGUCCUCGGCCUCCCCGACUCAGAACACCGUUGCUGUGGAGUGCAGGUGAUGACACGCCCACCAGUGACACGCCCACAUCAUCAGCCACAGCCCUUCCAACCACAGACUCCGCCCACUCAGCCAGCUCUGAGGGCAUGAUGGGAAAAAAACAAAAUCCCUCCAGGUCAGAGGGGGGAGGGGGAUAGGGGACUACCACCUGACAUUAGCCCCGCCCCUCACUUGUGGACUGACUUCCUGUUUGAGGAGAGAAAGGAGACAGAAAAAUCAGCCGUCUGUUCAGCUGCCACAGAACACUUUCGUUCCUUUCUUCCCUCCUUCCUCCCUUCUUCCCUUCCUCCAGUGCGUCAGUGCAUCUCCUAAUUUCAAAAUAAAGUGAGAGGUAAUUUU